This is a messenger RNA of Oncorhynchus masou masou (cherry salmon), 339 nucleotides long. Its product is annotated as basic proline-rich protein-like. The coding region runs from base 1 to 339 and encodes 112 amino acids. The transcript has 3 exons. The record is from RefSeq and is a predicted model, not a curated record. Lineage: Eukaryota; Metazoa; Chordata; Actinopteri; Salmoniformes; Salmonidae.
AUGGGUCCCCUCCGUCUCCCUGGUCCCCUCCGUCCCCCUGGUCCCCUCCGUCCCCCUAGUCCCCCUCCGUCCCCCUAUCCCCCUCCGUCCCCCUGGUCCCCUCCAUCCCCUGGUCCCCUCCAUCCCCCUGGUCCCCUCCGUCCCCCUAGUCCCCUCCGUCUCCCUGGUCCCCUCCGUCCCCCUGGUCCCCUCCGUCUCCCUGGUCCCCUCCGUCCCCCUAGUCCCCUCCGUCCCCCUGGUCCCCUCCGUCCCCCUGGUCCCCUCCGUCUCCCUGGUCCCCUCCGUCUCCCGGUCCCCCUCCGUCCCCCUCCGUCUCCCUGGUCCCCUCCGUCCCCCUAG